AUGACCGUAUAUGCCAAUCACACUCCACCCCCUCGCCCGCCCAGCGCCUUCGAAUCCGAGUUCGGAGACCCGAAAUCAGUGCCAAACCUCGAUGAUUUCUACGUCCCCACGUCCGACCGCGUCGACGCAACUCCUACGCGAAAACGUGCUAGAAUCGAAUCAAACAACGCCCUGCCGCCCCCCACGCCCCAUCGCGCCUACUUUGCGGCGAUCCGUCGGGGUGGGGGCACUCGAAAUAUGUCAUGCACAGAAUGGAGUCGGGCCUGCGUAGAGCUGCUUGGCGAUAUAGUAGACGGCGCCAGAAGCACACUCGGUUGGACCGAUGACGGCGAUGCAGUAGCAGAGGUCCUUAGCGUCGCUAAAGCACUCAAGAACACACUACGCGAGAUCGACAGCAUGGUGUCAGUUGACGAUGACAUCUUCAUGUCCCAACCUAGCGCGCCCGCCCCGGCCCAAGAUAAAGGUUUUGACGGAUUCAAAUCAGAGAUUAAGGAUCUCUUCCUCAGCCUGGAGGCUAAUCUCUCCUCGAGGAUUUCAAACGUGGAAAGGCGGCUCGGAUCUGUCCCACUCCCUUCUUCCGUGCCCAACUCAACCCAGAUCACGCCCAGCUCACGGCCGCAAGCCCCCACCCCAUCUUCGUAUGCGUCAGCUGCAAAGUCAGCUCCUUCGAGUCAACCCAAGCCGGCCCAGCAACCUAAGGCCGUCGCCCCGGCCCCGGCUUCGAAGUCAAACACAAAGUUCGUUGUACGUUUCCGAGGUUGCCUACUGUAG
This is a messenger RNA of Pleurotus ostreatus (oyster mushroom), 771 nucleotides long. RefSeq lists its product as uncharacterized. The transcript is spliced from 2 exons. The record is from RefSeq and is a predicted model, not a curated record. Lineage: Eukaryota; Fungi; Basidiomycota; Agaricomycetes; Agaricales; Pleurotaceae. Bases 1 to 771 code for a protein of 256 amino acids.